Messenger RNA from Tetrapisispora phaffii CBS 4417, 1047 nucleotides. RefSeq lists its product as uncharacterized. The transcript has a single exon. Bases 1 to 1047 code for a protein of 348 amino acids. Gene Ontology annotation, molecular function: 8-oxo-dGDP phosphatase activity. The record is from RefSeq and is a predicted model, not a curated record. NCBI's taxonomy places the organism in Eukaryota, Fungi, Ascomycota, Saccharomycetes, Saccharomycetales, Saccharomycetaceae.
AUGUUGAAAGUUGAGGUGAAUGACGAUGGUAAAGAAAUUCUUGUUGGUGAUAGGACUGACACAGAUAGUUUGAUACAUGUUAUCGAUCGUGUUGAUUCGUUUCCUGUUGAUUAUCAACUUCACACCAAUUUUAGAGAAAAUGUGUACUUUUUGUUAAGUCAUGAUAAGAGAAGUAAAUUAGGAUUUGUUUUGAGAUUUGUUGUCGAGGAAAUGAAAAGGGUUGAUUUAGGUUUAUUUAAUGGAAUAUUCGAAGAGAUGCAAUAUCAUGAAGGUGAUGAAAGAGUAAAAUUAAUGGGACUGAGGUUCAAAGAUGAACAAUUUCAUGAACGAAAUGCAAAAUCAGAUCAAUUGGCACAGAUUCUGUACAGAAAAUCAGAUCUAGAAGAAAUAAAGGGUUGGCGUAAUGAAAAAUAUACUGUGUAUCAAAAUUCGAAACCAUAUAUAUUGAUUGAGAGAUCUAUGGCAGGACUGCUGGGUAUUCUGACUAGUGGUAUCCAUGUCAACGGUUACACGUAUGACAAACUUACCAGACAGAUCAAAUUUUGGAUUCCAAGAAGAUCGAAAACAAAACCAACUUGGCCUUAUAUGUUAGAUAACAUUAUUGCUGGAGGGAUUUCUUAUCCAUAUUCAGUCCAUGAAACAGUGCAUAAGGAGGCUGUAGAGGAAGCAAAUUUGGAUGGAAAAAUCAUUGAGAGAUAUUUAAUACCAACUGGAUAUCUAUCGUACAUGCACUAUCAGGGUGAUUUCUUUAGUGAUAGUUUCCAGAGUGAGAAGAGUUUUAUCGUUGGAGAACAUGAAUAUAUAUACGAUUUGGAACUCCCAGAAGAUGUGAUUCCUACUCCCAAUGACGGUGAGGUCGAUAGCUUUAAUCUUCUCACUUUGCAAGAAAUAUUAGAUGCCUUAUACAAUAACCAAUUUAAACCUAACUGUGGACUUGUUAUGGUAGAUUUUUUGAUACGUCAUGGAUAUCUUAACACUGAAAAUGAAGUAAAUUACGAAAAGAUUAUAAGAAAGAUGCAUCGUAAAUUAAUAUACGAAUCAGAAUAA